This is a messenger RNA of Cyclopterus lumpus (lumpfish), 1409 nucleotides long. RefSeq names its product T cell immunoglobulin and mucin domain containing 4 (gene timd4). The transcript is spliced from 9 exons. The record is from RefSeq and is a predicted model, not a curated record. Bases 1 to 1020 code for a protein of 339 amino acids. Lineage: Eukaryota; Metazoa; Chordata; Actinopteri; Perciformes; Cyclopteridae.
AUGGCCGCCGUCUCGACUCGCUGCUGUCGAACGCCUCGGACCUUCAUCAUCUUCCUCUUCGUCCUGUCAGGUGUUGUCAGCGAAACCAAAACCAACGUAACCGGCAGGAACAUUCUGUACCACUCCACCGAUGACGGAGAGAAAACCUGCCCAGCAGGAGCUCAAGGCCUUUACGCCCUCCCUGUUCUCGGACCAGCUGGACCAUUUUCGCCCGUUCGUGGAUUUAAAGUGGCGGAGGGGGGCGUGGCCUCUCUGUCCUGCCAGUACUCUGUGAAGCGGUUCGGUCUGAGUCGGGUCUGCUGGGGCCGUGGCUGUGGGACCUUCUGGUGCAACAACAUCCUGGUGCAGACGGACGAGCACGGCCUCAUCUCGAAGGUGGCGGAUCGUUACCGGCUGACGGGGGACGUCCUGGACGGACAGAUGGACCUGGACAUCCUGAACGUGAGGCGGACGGAUAAUGGGCCGUACUGCUGCAGGGUGGACGUCGACGGGAUCUUCAACGACAAGAAGGUGAUCAUGAACCUGAGAGUCGUCAAAGUGUAUAUUUCCCAAAAAUAUCAAGGUCCUAAUCUCAGCUCUGUAAAACUGAUUAACCUGUACCUUUCCUUCUCAGCUCCGGUCACCAGUUCUCCUUCUCCUCCUCCUCCGCCAACAAUGACCACGGCAUCAGCAACGACCGGUGGAGUCACGGAGCUGUCGACCUCCACAGUGAACUGGAAAACGCUGUUGUCGUCUCAGCUGGACCUUCUGAGGAGGAACUCCACUCUGCUGCACUCCGACGCGGUCGCCGUGGAGGACUCUCUGCCGUCUCUCUCCCUUCAGAUCAACGUUCCCGUCCUCUCUCUCUCCCUCAGUGUGUUGUUGGUCUUGGCGGCGACUUUUCUCUUUCUGGCCUUCAAACGUGGAAUAUACAGAAGAGCCUUAAAAAACGGCUGUUUCUCCUCUGAAGAGCCUCCUCACAUCAUCUAUGAGAUCCGGAUGAAGAGGCCCGUCCAGGAGAACAUCUACACUCUGGACUAGAGAGCCUCGUGAUGAACUGCUACGAAACACAGGAAGCGCUUCAUUUCAAUUAAGUCGAAUAAAUCAAACUGAUCCUGCAUGUUGUUUCGGCUGAUGACGUUUUAUUCAGUGUGCGAAAUACUCACCAACAAAUGAUCACCAUCUGGACGUUAACAUCUUUUUUUUUUUAAUACCCGAUGUGCAUUUUAUCAAAUUUGUUUCAUUUGAUUAAAAGUCGUAUUAGCAUCAAAGUAACAAACGUAGUAUUUUAUCAAUGAUAAGAAAAUUGGGUACAUUUUAAAUGGGUAUAUUUAAUGUGUCAAUCUGGUGAAUUUUGAAGUACUUGUGUAUUUCCAGUUGAUGUAACUUCCUCAAAUCAACUAAUAAACCACGAAGUUCACCUGUAAUCU